Messenger RNA from Ogataea parapolymorpha DL-1, 1413 nucleotides. RefSeq lists its product as hypothetical. Gene Ontology annotation, biological process: cellular response to pH. Gene Ontology annotation, cellular component: plasma membrane. The coding region runs from base 1 to 1413 and encodes 470 amino acids. Lineage: Eukaryota; Fungi; Ascomycota; Pichiomycetes; Pichiales; Pichiaceae. The transcript has a single exon. The record is from RefSeq and is a predicted model, not a curated record.
AUGCGAUUUUUGAAUGAUACGGUCCAGGUCCAUCAGAAAUUAGUGCUGUGGAGAAAUCCGCAGAAGACGGCCGAUUAUGCUAUAUGUGAUAGUAUCGAACUAUGGCAGGGCUUUAUCGUGUCGGCGAGUGGCGUCUUCGCCGUUGACGAAGACUCGUACUUCAGCCACUUGUGCGUCUCAGAGCAACCGGUGCUGUACACCACAAACAUGUUUUUGACCAAACUGGGCAUCCCAAGGCUGCCAAUAUUUGAGGAGAGCUGGACGGAGUAUGUGGACGAGCAGAAUACCUCGCCGUCUUUGGUGUUCCGCGACUCUGUGUAUCCUGCGAUCUUUGUGAUCAGCACAGCUGCCGUUUUUGCGGUGUUUCUGACAGCCAUUCUUUUCAACAAGCACCACAUUAGAUCACUGAAACCGACAUGGAUUAUGAAGAUAUCGAGCUUGCUGGCUACCGGACAGCUGAUGGCAAUCUAUAUCUACUCGCUCAUCUACUUGUCCAGACAACAUGCUAAAGGACAUGUCUCGGCUUUGGAGCUCGUCCAAUCCAUCACUGACUCGCUUGGAUUCAACAUCGUGUACAUCAUCAGCUAUUUUCUGUUGCUUCUGACGCAGAUCGAGGUGAUCAAAAAAAUGUUUUCUCGUAAAAGAGAACAGCAGCUGAUCCUGGUGGUCGGAGUCAGUCUCGCAAUCAUUUCGCAAAUCAUCUGGGCAGCCUCAACACUGGCCUCCAAGGCGAAUAGCUCCGCGGAUCAGAAUGUUGCGCUUGUCAUUCUGCCCGUGGUGAUGUAUCUGCUGCGAAUAUCGCUAUCGGUGCUUUACGACUGUCUUUUGCAAGUGUACGCCAUUUCCCGCAAAGAUCUCGCUUUCAAGCCUACCGUUCUGCCUUUGACGCUGCUCAUGGAGCUCUGCGCGAACGCGGCUGUCGCCUUCUAUAUUGCCGACCUGGCCAAUCCGUGGGUUAGUCGGCUCGCCGAAAUAUUCAACAUCACAUGCUCGCUGCUUGUCAACGUGGUCACCUGGGAGUGGCUCAACCGCAUGUACCAGCUGGACAAGUACCGCCAGAAACAGGGAGUUCUAGGUCGUCAGCUGUUUGAGGAAACAGACUCGCGAUACUCCAAAAGGUUCAAUCUCAAACCGAAAUUUGUCAAGUUCAAGAAGUCACUAAAACAAAAAGAGAUCAGCACCACCGCUUCCAACGCGUACCUGCCGGAUGAAGUGUACAUCUACAGUCCGAAACAGAUGAUCGUGCCUCCAACGUCGUUAGUUUCGCGGCCAAUCAUCCGCGGGGACAGGAGAAGAGACCCUGUGGUGCACGAUAUCCGUCAACUCUCGCAAGUCGAGCCGGAGUCGGAAGAGGAAUCUGAAGAAGAACGGCUACUAAGACGCAUUCGAGAGCAGAACGAAGAACAUGUUUAA